AUGGUUAAGAGUGCUGUAGCAGAAAAGGCCUUCUAUGGGAAGGGCACGCCGGAGACUUUCAUGACUGACAACUGCGAUGCCAUGAGGAAAGCCCUAGCAGCAACCUGGCCUGGAGCUCGACAGUUCCUCUGCAUUUUUCAUUUUCUACAACAAGUAUUGGACUCGAGACACGAAAUCAAGAAAGAAGAUCGCCAGGAACUUAUGACUAUAGUGAAAAGCCUCGUAUAUUCAGCAACGAAGAACGAUUUAUUCACGUCAUGGGGAAAAUUCAAGGCUAAUCCUCUUUCGGAGAAGUAUCCUAACUUUAGAAGCUAUCUAGGCUCACUGAUGGAAAGGAGUGACGAGUGGGCGAUAACGUUCAGGGCAGGUGCGGUGCUACGUGGACAUCACACCAACAACUUCUGUGAGGCAACAAUGUGCAUCAUUAAGGAAGUCGUUCUUAAUAGAUGCAAGGCAUACAACGCAACGCAGCUGAUCAUUUUCAUGGCCGAAAUCUUUGACAGCUACAUGAAGAAGAGGCUGGUGGACGUUGCGCUUGGCAGACGGAGAGUGAAAUCAUUAAGCACGGCUACACUGCCUCUAGAAAUGGUUACUUUCCAAGGUAACGGAAAGUACAGAGUCCAGAGCCAGUCUACUCCAUCCCUUCAGUACGACGUAGAUCUUGUGACUGGAUUUUGUGAGUGUACUGCAGGGGAAAAUGGUUCCUUGUGUAAACAUCAAGCUGCCUGUGCAGACUACAGCAUGACGGUCCUGCCCCAAGUCUUCACUGCCACUACUGAAAACAGACGGUGGCUGGCGUCAGUGGCAGUAGGCGACGAGAAAGUUCCACCCGAAGGCUUUUUUAGAGGACUGUUGGAGCCAACAUUAGAAAAAGAAGAAACUGCCUGUGCUUCUCCUGUUCAGGAAUCCCAGGAAAGCACAGAGAUCCAGCUAAUGCCUCCUGAAGUGAACGUCGAGAAUCAAGAUGAAAAUCCGCACCAGUCUCCAGAUGUUGGCGAGUUUGUAGCUACAUUCCAAAAUGUGGUCGAAAAAUAUGCCAACAGUGACACUGCGGCAGCCCUCAGUACUGCUGUGAGACGGUUAAAGACUGUGAAAAGUGGGAAUCAGCUGAACAGCAUACUGCAGACCUUUGGAAGUGGCCUUUGCAAUAAGGGAGCUGGCAGAGGAAAAUUCGAUGCCAGCCAACAUCUAUCGCAAGAAGAGGGCCAGGAAACCCUGAGGUGCAGCCCGUCUUGGUACGGGACGCCGACCGAGCCACUUACAAAACCCAAAACCAACACGACCGCGAAAUUUGUCCCAAAAUAUUGCGCAGAACGUGGCUAA
This is a messenger RNA of Eriocheir sinensis (Chinese mitten crab), 1323 nucleotides long. RefSeq lists its product as uncharacterized. Bases 1 to 1323 code for a protein of 440 amino acids. The record is from RefSeq and is a predicted model, not a curated record. Gene Ontology annotation, molecular function: zinc ion binding. The transcript has 3 exons. Lineage: Eukaryota; Metazoa; Arthropoda; Malacostraca; Decapoda; Varunidae.